ACACAGAGAAAGGGGGAUGAUCGUAUCCAUAUGGCAGAGCUUGUGUUCUUCACUUCCUGUAUAGAGAGAGCGAGAUGGGAAGCCAACAAGGAGUGAGAGAAAACAACUGGAAGCGUAGCACAGUAACCCAGAUCUUCUGAAGUUGUUAGCGUAUGACUGGGAGAGAGACCGACUCAAAGCAUGUGACAAUGAUUUAGCUACAGUGUAGCUACUGUGUAGGUUUUUCUGAAGGUCCCUCGGAGGGAUAGACAGAAAGAAUGAGUGAGACUGGAAGUUCCUAAAACGCUGCGUUCAGGUUCAUGCACCAGCGAUGAUGUGAAGUCACUUUGAGGAAUUCAGGUUAGUGUUUUCAUUUUUUCCGCUCUCUCUUCUUCCUCUGCCAUCUGGAGUUGUGAAGCACUUCCUUAUUUUACCAGGGGUCCAUCCGUUCUAAUCUUACAUCUACAUGCCGACCCUCAUGGUUUUCCAUCUUUGCAAAUGGAGUCCAGGUCUAGUUCUCACCACAAGGCUUGUUGGUGAACCUCUAGCUGGAGUUAACUGUUCUUUAGUGGAGUUUUCAUACAUCAGCUAAAGUUCUCAGAGGGGUGUUGCCUUGCCCUUAUAAAGCAAAACCAACUGAGUGGAAAAGUAUUUGAAUUUGUGGUGGUACUGCUCCACUGCCUUUUCAUGUCUGCGCAGUCUGGGGCUGGUGCUUGUCUUCACUCUUGGUUCCUCUUCUUGGAUUUGUUUGCUGCCAGACAAUAGGUGCUUUUGUCAGUGCGGUGGGCAGCAUGUGUAUGGAUGCUCUGUCAUCUACCUCAGUCUCACUCUGUAAUGAGCUCUCACAAGUGGAAUCGUUGUAGAUCACAAGAGGAGGAGGCCGGUCCUGGAUCUGCCCUCAAGCCAAAUAUGCGUUCUGCCUUUAAAACGCACAUGCUCAUGGGAAGGCAAACACAAUAGACAGUGUAAACAACAAAGCUUUUGAAUGCCGGAACACUCUCUGGAUCUGACACUGCAUGCUUAGCUCUUGAUAGAGAGGAGAUGAGAGUGUGGACCUCCGGUUUUGGGAUCACUGGAGAUCAACAGUAUCAAUAUGAAAUCUUUCAUCAAACUUGUGUCAACCUCUUUGGUUUUUGGAAAUUAAAUUUUAUUAUACUCUUUUAGGACACUCUUUUGACACCAUGACAGCAGCAGCAUGGUACCAUCGGGACAUCAGCCGUGUUCGAGCCGAAGAGCUGCUGGCCCAUGCAGGGAGAGAUGGAAGCUUCUUGGUGAGGGACAGCGAAUCUGUGCCUGGAGCCUACGCCUUGUGUCUGCUGUUCCAGCGACAUGUUCAUACAUACCGAAUCCUUCCUGAUGCAGAUGGGCUACUGGCUGUACAGUCCAUGCAGGGAGUGCAGGUGAAUUGUUUCUGUACUCUUAGUGAUUUAGUUGUGGGUUAUCAACACCCACACAAAGGUCUGGUGGCCCCACUGCUUUAUCCUGUUAUGCGUGAAUCAGAGCCCAACGAUGAGAGCUCAGAUGGAGAGGAUGAGAAGCCAGGUUCAACAUUUGCCACCCCUCCACCACGUGCAAUGUCCCCUGCAGGCCAGCCUUUACCUUCACCUUCCAGUUCAGCAGCUCAUUUAUUGCUACAGAGGCUUCAGGAGCUCAGGCCAAAUAGUGCAGGCUGUGAGAUUGUACAAUUACUGGAUGAGUAUCUACACAGUAAUGUGUGUAAGGACCUGGAGAAUGUGAAAGGAGGUGCAUCAGGACUGCAACACUUUCAGUGCAUCCUCAGCCGUGCAUGUGACAGUCUGCACAGUGAGAUUGACCAGACUCUUUCCAGUUUGGAAACCUUAGCGAAAGUGUUUGAUCAUCCUAGUGGGCACCUCACCUUCUCCACAAUGCAGAAUACAUGGAAGAGCCCUGAAGAAAACAUGGAUAAUUUGCUUCACAAGCUCACUGCCCUCUGUAACCUGCUGUCAUCUCUGGAGAAGAGGGUUCUCAAAGCUUUACAAGAAGCUGUAACCAAUCACAACCUAUCGUUGCAACCAGUCACACCUCCUGAGUCCAUCACAGCCCCCCAAAAACAGGCCAGACCUAACACUGCCCACAGCUUUCAGGUCAAGGUGGUCAGGUAUGGCAGGCAAACAGUGUCACUAGACAUAGAUGCAGGAGUGCUGCUGUUUGAAAAGAAGACUGGCUCAUUCGGCGUGGAGACUGUCACACACAACAGAAUCGUGCAGUUGGUGAAGAUUCAGAGAAGCCCUGCUAAGCUGAAAAUGGUCAUAGACAGUCAUCACAAUCCUCCGAAAGAACUUGUGUUUGAAAGCAUGAAGAAACGAGAAGCAUUCUGUCGGCUGCUGCAGCUUAUGAAAGCAGCUCACUCCCAACAAUCUGAACUUAAUGUCAUCUCUGUGUUUGUGGGCACCUGGAACAUGGGGGGCACUCCACCACCCGGUUCACUUCAGUCCUGGGUUACUUGCUGUGGUCUGGGUCUCACCCCAGACGAGUCCAUUGCCUCCCUGCCUCAUGAUAUCUAUGCAGUGGGCACUCAGGACAACCCGCAGGGCGAGAGAGAAUGGGCUGAACACAUCAGAGCCACGCUUCGGAGUGCAACCAACAUCGACUUCAGACAGGUGGCAGUACAGUCCCUUUGGAAUAUCAGACUGGCUGUGUUUGUGAAACCAGAGCAUGAAGGACGCAUCAGUCAAGUAAACACUGCUAGUGUAAAAACUGGCCUGGGGAACACACUUGGAAAUAAGGGAGCUGUAGGAGUUUCUCUUCUCUUUAAUGGCACCUCAAUGGGUUUUGUGAACUGCCAUCUGACUUCCGGUAGUGAUAAAACACUCAGGAGGAACCACAACUUCCAAGACAUCCUCAGACUCUUGUCUCUUGGAGAAAAGCAGCUCAGCACUUUUGACAUUAGCCUUCGUUUCAAUCAUCUCUUUUGGUGUGGAGACCUCAACUACCGCCUGGACCUGGAUGCUCUGGACAUAUUAAAGCAUGUUUCAAAGCGAGAAUUCGAGGAGCUGAUGUGUGCAGACCAAUUGACCAGAGAGCGGCACAGAAGAAAGGCCUUUUUUAACUUUAAGGAGGAGAAGAUUUUGUUUCCACCCACCUAUCGGUAUGAACGUGGUUCUAGAGACUGUUAUCUAUGGCAGAAAUACAAGUCAAGUGGGGUGCAAGUCAACGGGCCCUCAUGGUGUGAUAGAGUUCUGUGGAAAUCCUACCCAGAGUCUCACAUAAUCUGUACCUCAUAUGGAUGCACAGAUGACAUCUUCACCAGUGAUCACUCUGCUGUUUUUGCUACUUUUGAAGUGGGUGUGAUAUCACAGUUUCCCAGAGCAGAAUUGGGUUCAGAGAGAGCCAGUAUUGAGCUGGAGGCGAUUGAGGCCAUAGUGAAAACUGCUAGCAAGGCCAAGUUUUUCAUCGAGUUUCACUCCCGCUAUCUAGAAGAGCCUCGACGUUCUGCUGAGAAUGACUCACAGUACUGUGAGGUAGCAGGAUUUCUCAAACUUGGCUGGUCUUCAAAACAGUUCCCCAAGCUCCACCCAGUGUUCUCCGAUCUAGAGCAUCUCCGGGAUCAGCACUUGUUGUUGUCUGUGAAGUCAUGUGAUGGCUUUGAGUCAUACGGGGAAUGCUGUGUGGUGCUUCGCUCGGUAACAGGGAAAUUAUCGGAUCCAUUUGAGACAUGCUUGACUCACAGAGGAGAAGAGAUGGGUUCUAUUCGUGGUCGAAUCAGGGUUAAUGUACCACCAGACCGCCUAAGGGUCCGGGAAAGGGUCAAUGAGUGGCUCUGCAUGGAGAAGGAUGAGAAGGAAAUUACAAAGGAUCAUUUGUCUCGACCGUCUUCUUGUGCAUACCCAACCCAAGCACCAUCAUCCUCAUAUAUGGCAGCGCCAAACAGCUACACCAAUCCUGCAUACUUCAUCUUUGAAGGGGUGCCUGUGUUGCGAAGAGUUGAAGAGAUUCCCUCAUCCAGCAAAAAAUCCCAAGUAGAAAGGGCCAAAGAUGCUGUGAUACAGCUCCCUAGAGUGACUGAAGGUCACAGCCAUGGCAAAAGGUCUGCUCGGAGGUCCGAUUUCACAGAGAUUGACAUUCCUGGAUCUUUAGCACCCUAUAAAUCAUCUUGCGAGAAUCAAAGUGAACUGACAUCAACUGCGUCCUCUUAUCAGCUCUUCCCAGGUCCAGAUGUUCCUAAUACAUCCCCAAACCAAAGACACACCACCUCCUCCAAUAUAUCUUUACAAUUACAAUCCCAUAAGAACAGUAUGACACAGGAUUCAGUAUUAUCAGUCAAAAAAGUCACAAACUCCUACAUGAACAGUUCUGUUUUUUGUCGGGACAUACAGGCACCACUCAAAGAAAAAGUCAGAAAGGACUAUAACAGGAUACACCAAGUUCGACCCAUGCCAAUACGGAAUGGACCAAAGCUAUACCCAUAUAUGUCCACAACAGUUCCCGUUCAUGAAUCCACAGCACCUUGGACAGUAGAGCAGUCAACUACAUCUUCAGGAGACAACUCACUUACAGCCCUCCAAAUUGCUAAAUCACUAAGUGAGGUGGAUUUUCAGCCAGUAGACAGGAAGUACCAAUAUAAUCAAAUAUUGUCUCAGGAAAGACAUCAUGGAUAUGAUUAUGGUUUAGCUAGUGAGAGAAACUACAGCUGGGAGAAAGAGGUGUCAGUCUUACAUGGAGCUCCAGAAACAGUGUGGGAGCUGCUAAGCACAUUGGGUUUGCAGCGCUACACGCUGGACCUCAGCCGUAACGGCUGGGAUGAUCUUGAUUACUUCAGUGGUAUUACAGAGGAGGAGCUGUGUGCAGCAGGUGUGUCUAACCCGUCUCAUCGACAAAGAAUCUUGGAGAACCUUCCAAAGAUCUGGGACUGAACUGAAAAGAAACUGAGACUAUAUGACAAGUUCAAUAUUUGUAUUCUUAAUACAUAUAUA
Carassius carassius (crucian carp) is the source of this 4913-nucleotide messenger RNA. Its product is annotated as phosphatidylinositol 3,4,5-trisphosphate 5-phosphatase 2B-like. NCBI's taxonomy places the organism in Eukaryota, Metazoa, Chordata, Actinopteri, Cypriniformes, Cyprinidae. The record is from RefSeq and is a predicted model, not a curated record. The coding region runs from base 1161 to 4853 and encodes 1230 amino acids. Gene Ontology annotation, biological process: phosphatidylinositol dephosphorylation. Gene Ontology annotation, molecular function: protein binding; phosphatase activity. The transcript is spliced from 27 exons.